AUGCUGAAAAUGGAAUUGCUCCGUUCUCUAUGGAAUUUACAGCUCCAGACUGUAUUCUCCCAUCCCAAGCACACAACACUUUGUAGUGCAACUGUGGUCAUCUUUUCCCUACAGCUGACCAUCUACCUGGGAAAGCGUGACUUCAUUGACAACAUGGGGAGUGUGGAACCUGUAGAUGGUGUUGUGUUGGUGGAUCCUACAAUGAUCAAGGGGAAAAAAGUGUACGUGUCUCUGACCUGUGCUUUCCGGUAUGGCCAGGAGGACAUUGAUGUGAUCGGCCUCACCUUCCGGAGAGACCUGUUCUUCUCUAGGGUCCAGGUGUACCCACCUGAAAACAAGCCAGAGUCUCUCUCCCACUUGCAGGAAUCUCUGCUAAAGAAGCUGGGGAAAAAUGCUUACCCCUUUUUCUUUACAUUCCCAGAUUACCUGCCUUGUUCAGUCUGUUUGCAGCCUUCACCUCGUGACGUUGAUAAGAGCUGUGGGGUGGACUUCGAGGUGAAAGCUUUUUCAACAGAGAAUUUGGAAGAGAGAAUUCACAAGAGGAACUCCGCACGGCUGUUGAUCCGUAAAGUGCAGUUUGCUCCAGAAGAACCAGGACCCCAACCUUGUGCAGAGACCACGUGGCAGUUCUUCAUGUCCAACAAGCCAUUGCAUCUGAAAGCUUGCCUCAGUAAAGAGGUGUACUACCAUGGUGAGCCCAUUCCAGUCACUGUCAUGGUCACCAACAGCACAGAGAAAACAGUGAAGAAGAUCAAAGUCCAGGUGGAGCAGGUUGCCAACGUGGUUCUGUACUCCAGUGACUUCUACACGAAAGUGGUAGCUGCUGAGGAAGCACCGGAAAAGGUGCAGCCAAACAGCAGCCUGACAACAACACUGACAGUUUUGCCCUUGCUGGCAAACAACCGGCAGACCCGGGAAAUAGCCCUGGAUGGCAAGCUAAAGGAUGAGGAUACCAACUUGGCUUCUAGCACCAUUGUUAAGGAUGGAAUAGACAAGACAGUGAUGGGGAUUCUGGUUUCCUACAAGGUCAGAGUGAAGCUCACUGUUUCAGGCCUGCUGGGAGACAUCACCUCCAGUGAGGUGAGCACAGAGCUGCCAUUUCGUCUCAUGCACCCCAAACCUGAGGAAAAGAACCCAGCAGGGAAGGAUGGUGAUGCAGAGAUGGUAUUUGAGGAGUUUGCUCGUCAACAGCUAAAAGACACGGGUGAUGAAGAAGAAAACAAGAAUGUUUCCUCAACUGAUGAGUGAUAAAGAGCACGAGCUGAUGGAGAAGCUAUGUAGCCUGGCACCAAUGAUUAAUUUAGGAGCUAGGUUUCGAGUAAACUGUGUUCUUGGUGCAUGUGCUGUCAGCAAUCAGUAGACGUAAAAUCAUAAAUUUCUCUUACUUAUUAAAAUUUUCCACUUCAUAAGAACAUAGCGAACUCCAUACCUGCUGCUUACUGUACCUACCAGAGGAGGUCAGGAAGGCUGCACCAUCUGCUUCAGAGCUACCUGUUCAGGUGGUUGGUUACUUUUACCAUUGAUGAGAGCUUAAAUGAGGGCUUGUGCAGCCUGCCUGUGCUCAGCUGGGGUCUCUGUGUCUUUUCUCUGCAUCUUUUUCACUAGUGAACUGAGUCCUAGUUUGAAUGGCUGGCUUGCUGCCUUUGACUUAAAGAUCCUCAGUGGGCUAUACGAAAUUGGUUUCGUUUCCUUUUGUUUGCUUUUGCAUUUCUGCUUUAUCCAACUCAUCUAGUUAAUAUCUUCAGUGCUUGCACUGAUCCUGUGUAUGGCUUACAUCCUCCCUCUCUACCACUCAAUGUCUUGCAAGUCCUCUUUCACAGCAGUUGUAUUGCUGAGAUGUUGCAUUAGCUUUCUAGCUCUAUACUUAACAGCCACAUUAUUAAGGAACAGAAAAACGUGCUCUGUGCAUGAAUUCCUUAACAUAGCUCCCUAUGUGCAAUGCUAACCAGAGAACUGCUAGUCUAGUUCUCUAAUCUAGUUUUCUUUAUGCGGCAGUGCUUCAAAAGAAUGUGCAAUGAAAUUAAGGAGGAAACCAUGGGGCAAACUGCCCUUAGAAUCCCCAUUGCUCUGCCAGAGAUCAGCUUAUACUCUAAGAAAUGAGAACAUAGUCUGCAAACAUUGAUCUCCCUUGUUGAUCUGCAUGUUCUCGUUAUCCAUGC
Messenger RNA from Lagopus leucura (white-tailed ptarmigan), 2159 nucleotides. It is a transcript of the gene SAG, whose product is annotated as S-antigen visual arrestin. Lineage: Eukaryota; Metazoa; Chordata; Aves; Galliformes; Phasianidae. The record is from RefSeq and is a predicted model, not a curated record. Gene Ontology annotation, molecular function: G protein-coupled receptor binding. Gene Ontology annotation, biological process: G protein-coupled receptor internalization; signal transduction. Gene Ontology annotation, cellular component: photoreceptor inner segment; photoreceptor outer segment.